ACUUAAUUACUAUUUUACCCCUGGCCAAUAUUGGCUCCUCCCGUCCUUUCUCUUACUCUUCCUCCUCUUUCUGUUUUGUUUUGGCCCCAAAACCCUAAAUUCCUUUAGCUUAAACCCUCGCUCUGUCAAAGUCAAAAGCAGUUUCUUUGAAUUGAAGAAGAAAGCAACGGCCUUUGAUAUAGAAAGUAGUGAUACAAUAUGGAAUCAUCACAAGCUUGGGUUUUUACGAAGCUGAUUAAGAUGUUAACUUUGAAGCUCCACCACCCCAUUCCAAGAGCACCGCCUUCACUCUAUCUCUUGCAAACGCGCCUUUUCAGCGAUAUAAGGCGACCCGUCAGAGACAGCGAACGUAGCAGUUUUAAUAGCAAUGGGGAUAGUGAUAAGGCUCCCGAGCCUAUUCCCGACAGACCCUUAAGGGGUCAGAGGCCUCUCAAUCCCUCUUCCAGAGAAACCAAAGGAGCCACCCUUAAUAGUAAUGGUUCCUCUUUUCAAUCCCCCAAUACCAAGUUUACUUCUGGUCCUGACAAGAAGAGAGAGGACUCUCAAUCUGAUGUAAACUUUCUGGAAAAAUUCAAGCUUGGCCUUGACAACAAGAGAGAAAAACAGCCCUCAUAUUUAGAAGCAGCAGCCCAGGUACGGAUAAAAGAGCAAGAAGAAAAGCUUUCUCCGCCACAGGAUGCUAAUGAGAUUUUCAAGAAAAUGAAGGAGACGGGUCUCAUCCCCAAUGCCGUAGCUAUGCUUGAUGGGCUCUGCAAAGAUGGGCUUAUCCAAGAAGCAAUGAAACUUUUUGGAUCAAUGCGGGAGAAAGGCACAAUCCCGGAAGUUGUUAUAUACACAGCUGUUGUUGAUGGCUUCUGCAAAGCCCAUAAGCUUGAUGAUGCAAAGAGAAUUUUCAGGAAGAUGCAAUCGAAAGGGGUAAUUCCUAAUGCCUUUACUUAUACCGUCUUGAUUCAAGGAUUGUAUAAAUGUAACCAAUUGGAUGAUGCCAUUGAGUUUUGUUUAGAAAUGCUUGAAGCGGGACAUUCUCCAAAUGUAACCACAUUUGUGGGCUUAGUUGAUAGAUUAUGUAAGGAGAAGGGUGUGGAAGAAGCAGAGACCGUUAUUGGAACUUUAAAACAAAAGGGAUUUGUGGUUGAUGACAAAGCUGUUAGAAAGUUUCUGGAUACGAAGGCACCUUUUUCACCUUUGGUGUGGGAAGCAAUAUUUGGGAAGAAAACCUCUCAGAGAACAUUUUAAGUCUUUUUUUUUCUUUCUUUUGUUAGGCUCCCAACAUUUGUAAGUCUCUUUUUCCUGUCCCUUUUUCUUGGUUUCCUGUUAUUUGUUUCCCCCUUGUGUGGGACAAUAAGGAAAAUUCUUAGAUUUUAUGAAUGGAUGUUACCUCUUCUUUUCUAUACAAUUUCUUAUGUUUGUGUUUUGCUGCCUUUGAAUGUGUUGGUUUUUAUGAUUUCAACUGUUAUCACUGAAUGCGAGAUGGAAGCAAUUAGCAACCAUGCUUUCUUUUUUUCAGUAGCUCUUACUACAAUUGCUGCUAUGUUGCGUCAUAAAUCAUCAUACGUUGCAGGAGAAAACUAAAAUCAGAUUAAAAAUAUAUAGCAGAAUGAUUAGAUAAAUGAGUUAUCCUUAAACUGCAAGAAAAGAAACAAAAGGACAGGGAAACAUGGAAAUGAUCAUGAUUUUUUAUUUUUGGCUACUUUAGCAUUUAGUAAUGUUGAACCACUAUCCAGUUCCAGGAAGACAUGUGCAAUUUGUCAGAUUCAUUUGGAUCGAAAAUCUACAUGCAGAAUUUGCAUUUCAUAUCAGUUGAUCCAGUGAUAAGAAUGCCUAAGUAGGGCCAUUCACUUUGGAAUUCUGUUUACUGUUUAAGCUAUGCAAGCCAUUAGAAAUGGAGAUCCUAAUUUUUUGGCCCAAACCUUCACAAUAGCACUUCUUCCUUGUACCUGCAUAACCAUCUAGUACUGUUUUGCAAGUGUUGUUGACCUAAUCAGAUGAUUUGCUUGUCACAAGGUGCUGUUUCGACAAACAGUAUCAUGACAUAAUGUUUUAAGUCAGGCUUGGUAAAAAGAUGUCUUAAUAUGCAUACUAGUUUCAUUAGUCUCCUAAUGGACAUUCUGCAAUAUCUUGACUAGCUCCUGGAGUUGGAGGAGUUGCGGAGACAGCUCAAGGAGCUUAUUGAUGCAUGCUACAUCAGACCAUCAAAAGCCCCAUAAGUGAUGUGUUAAUGUGUAUUAUAUUUUCUUUAGACUUCAGAUGGGCAUUUCGUAAUAUCUUGGCUAAGUUUGGAUGAACCAAUUUUCUCAUAUGGUUCCUUUUUUCUUGUUGCAUAACAAAUGGCUACAAGUCUAUGAGUAUGUUAAGGCA
Durio zibethinus is the source of this 2358-nucleotide messenger RNA. RefSeq lists its product as uncharacterized. The record is from RefSeq and is a predicted model, not a curated record. Gene Ontology annotation, molecular function: protein binding. Lineage: Eukaryota; Viridiplantae; Streptophyta; Magnoliopsida; Malvales; Malvaceae.